This is a messenger RNA of Strongylus vulgaris, 891 nucleotides long. The record is from the annotation of a GenBank genome assembly. NCBI's taxonomy places the organism in Eukaryota, Metazoa, Nematoda, Chromadorea, Rhabditida, Strongylidae.
AUGAGCAUUUACUUCAUGUCCACAUGGCAGUAUCUUACCGAGGUGGAUAGCGCAGCUAGCAUGGACUUCUUUGGGUGGGUGGUCGCAGCUGGCAGCUUAGGCUGUGCAAUUGCAAAUCCACUAUUUGGGCACUGGAGCCAACUUACUGGUUCUACAAAAACCCCAGUGUGUUUUGGAUUUAUCGUUAGCGCUGUUGGGAAUCUUAUCUAUGCGCUUCUUCCUGCUCUACCGUUAUACGCAAAGUGGGCAAUGUUGAUUUCCCGGUUCGCUACAGGCUUCGGUGCAGGAACUCUUGGAGUUCUUCGAAGUUUUGUCGCUACAGCAAGUACGCGAAAAAGUCGUAUCCGAGCAGUUUCUCUGGGUACUGCUGGUUUCACAUCUGGGCUAUCAGUUGGUCCAGCUUUUCAGAUUUGCUUCAUCCCAUUGGGCAACGAAGGAUUCAAUAUUGGCCCUCUCGUCUUCAACAUGUAUACAGCAGCUGCCUAUUUUAUGUGUAUCGUCAGCAUUCUGUCUGUUUUUGUUGUGCAAACAUUCUUCGUAGAGGAUUAUGUUGGAAUUAUCAGCGAUGAAGAAAAGAAAGAAGAUCCUUUCCUCGUGAUUCCGAAAUAUGAUCGAAUUGCUGUGACCUUACUAUUUUAUAUGUGGUGGAUGCUAUGUGGUGUUGCAAGUACAGAAGGGGAUCGCCGUCUUGUACUAGCUCUUGGUCUGUCAGGGUUCUUCUUUUGCCAUCUUUGUCAUUAUCCUAUGCCAUUCUACGAAGGUCCUCUCACACGACCACAAAUCGUUUUCAUGCUUCCCUUACAAAUAGAGUCGAAUAAUUUUACUGGAGAAACUUUAAGCGUGUACCUUGCCCUUUUCUCAGUAGAUGAUACUUCGCCUUUGGGAACAUAA